GUUUUCUCAACUCUCAAGUUGGGUUCCUUUCAAAAGGCGAAAUCGUUCGGAUAGUCCAAACCUAAUAUACAUGUUAUAUAGUUUGACAUGUUCGGUCUAUAUGAAAAGCCAAAUUACCCUGAUGUAUAUUUUAAAAUACACGAACCUGAUCCGAAUGGUUCUUUUUUCAGUAGUUAUUUAAAUAAACAGUCUGUCAUUUCUGAUCCAGAGACUGGUGCACGUAAGAGUAGCAUGGUUUUGAGCAAUGAUGAAUAUCCACAAGUUAAAACGAUGAUGGAAUUGUUCCAUAGAGGACUAUCUUUAUCCUGUUCAAAACCGUGUUUAGGCAGCAGAUAUACCACAAAUGAGCCGUAUUCGUGGAUUACUUAUCAAGAAGUCGAUGAAAAAAUUCAAGCGUUUGGAUCAGCGCUUGUUGAAAUUAUAAAUCAGUAUCCAGAGUCAGAAAGGUUUGUAGGUGUGUAUGGUCGAAAUUCAACACAGUGGUUUAUCACACAAUAUGCCUGUUUCUGUUACUCGUGCACUGUUGUCCCUCUGUAUGCUACCUUGGGUGAUGCAACUAUGCAACAAAUUCUAAUACAAACUGGCCUUAUCAUAUUAAUGUGCCAUUCCGCAGAUUUAGCUUUCAAAAUUUUAGAGAAAUUUAAUUCAUCAUUAAAAGUUAUUGUCAUAGCUGUGCAGGACCAAAGUUUUGAAGAUCUAAAAACCCAGUACGGUUCUUCUGUGAAAAUUUAUUCGUUUGACGAUUUUUUGGAUAUGGGAAGAACUGCUUUGAAAUCAAAAAUUCCUCCAAAUGAGAAAGAUCUAUGCUUCAUUUGUUAUACCAGUGGUAGUACAGGCUUAGCCAAGGGUGUCAUGAUUAGUCAUGAGAAUUUGAUAGAUACAAUAUGCUCUACAAUAGAGUCAACGGAAUCAAAGUUGUAUUGUCGAAAUUCUGUCCAUUUCUCAUAUCUACCUUUUGCUCAUAUAUUGGAGCAAGUUACUUCGGCUGCUGCUAUAUAUUGUGGAGCACAAAUCGGCUUCUUGACUGGAGCAAUUACUGGCUUAUUAGAUGAUGCUGAGGCUCUGAAACCUACUGUACUUCCGGCGGUUCCACGUGUCUUGUCGCGUAUAUAUGAAAGAUAUCAGAAUGCACUUGGUAAUUCAGUUAUAAAAAGAUAUUUGUAUAACUAUACGCUCAAAAGGAAUUUGAAGGUUUUAAAUAGUGGGAAAGUUAAUCGUGAUGAUAUUCUUGAUACACUUUUUUUCAAGAAGCUCCGGCAAGCUCUUGGUGGAAGAAUAUGUAUGAUAAUUACUGGAGGUGCACCACUUUCAGCGGAGCUGUUCAACUUUUUUCGAGCUGCAUUCAACGGUCUUAUUGUCGUAGGUUACGGAUCAACUGAAAUUUCUGGUGUAGCUAGCGUAACUGUCCUAGGGGAAUCGCAUGAAGGUAUUGUUGGUGCAAUCACUUCUGGAAUUGAAGUUAAACUUGCUGAUGUCCCUGAUAUGGAUCUUGUAGCUGUCAGAGAUAAUAGAGGCGAGAUAUGUGUUAAAGGAAAGCGAUGUACCAAAGGUUAUUACAAAGACCCUCAAAGUACAGCUCAACUUAUUGAUGCUGAUGGUUGGUUACAUACUGGUGACAUUGGAGAAUGGACUGCUGAGGGUGCUUUGAAAAUUGUUGAUCGUGUAAAAAGUAUGUUCAAGCUGGCACAGGGCGAAUAUGUAGCUCCAGAAAAAGUAGAACUAGUUUAUCAUGGCUGUCAACUCAUAGACCAAAUACUCGUUGAUGGAAAACCGGAAGAAAAUUUCCCUGUCGCUAUUGUUACUCCGAAUUUCGUCAACUUACGUGCAUGUAUUCAUACUUAUCUAAAAUCUGGUUUGAAUGUAAAUGAUAAAAAAAUAUUUGAUCUGAAACCGUCAGAUAUUUCUCGAUUAUCUGACGCCGAUAUUUGCCAAAACAUAGAUGUUCGACGAUUUGUUUUGCAAAAGAUGAACGAAGUUGCAAUAGGAAAAGAAUUAAAAGGAUUCGAAAUGGUCAAAUCUGUCUACCUAAAUGAUGAUCCAUUUACUGUUGAAAAUGGACUGUUAACUCCAACCAUGAAAGUAUCACGUCAAAAUGCCCGUCGACACUUUCAAUCUAUCAUUGAAAACCUAUACUUAGAAACUGAUUUUUUGAAGACAAAUGCAUAACUAAUAAUUUAACUUAUCCCAUUUUUUACUGUUUACUUUUUACAAAAUAAUUUGUUACAUCGCAUACGGUACUCAUUUUGUUACUCCUACAUAAAUAAAAAUACAAAGGGAGCACUCUAUC
This is a messenger RNA of Schistosoma turkestanicum, 2287 nucleotides long. The record is from the annotation of a GenBank genome assembly. NCBI's taxonomy places the organism in Eukaryota, Metazoa, Platyhelminthes, Trematoda, Strigeidida, Schistosomatidae.